This is a messenger RNA of Seminavis robusta, 435 nucleotides long. NCBI's taxonomy places the organism in Eukaryota, Bacillariophyta, Bacillariophyceae, Naviculales, Naviculaceae. The record is from the annotation of a GenBank genome assembly.
AUGGUUAUCAGAAUUACAUCUACCAUGGGUUAUGACCGGCGUGUGCAAGGAUCCUUGACUCUUGAACAGUUUGGUAACAGUACGCUGUUUCGUGUGCUGAUUGAUGGCCAUGAGGUGAUUGAUGGACCUGACGGUAUCAGGGGACCUGGUAAUCGCUUCCAAGGAGCAGUUUAUCUGCCUGAAAGUGUGCAGUGGGAGCCACUCUUUAGGAAGGUAAAGAGCUCUAACACCACCUCAGUUCGUGGUCGUUCAACCUUUCUCAGGUUUGGACCAAACGUCUCCGGUGUCAACGCCCUUCAGGUUACUCUCAUCCAUAGCAACAAGAACAAGAGCCAGGAUGCCAAACGAGUGAGCACAGCGUUCGAAGCUUGCAUUGCAAAGGCUUCCAAUGCUGUCAACAGCGUGUCGAACAACAACAACAGCUUCCAUUUGUAG